GCAAAAAGUUGCAGCACACUUAUAAAAAACAAAGCUAAUGCUGUGGGGAUACUGGCGAAUAAUAAUAUAACUUUAAAGAAGCAAUGGAACGUUGAUUAAAUUACUCGCUAUCUCUGACGUGUACGAAUUCACAAAGUAUCACAAAGUCGAUAUACGACCUUGGUCUCCAUGGUAACGGUAAUGCUGGGCGUCAAAGAGAUAUUUUAUCCCAAGUGAAAUCUUACACACACGGCAGAAGAGGAUAAUCCAAUAUUAGAGUUGACUUAUCUCGGUCAAGCAGGGCAGAUGUCUUGAGAUUCCACAGAUGGGGGUAUUUUUAUGCUAACUCUUACUCGCAAUGUAUAAGAAGCAUAUAUAAUGUUGCUAUGCUGUCACAGGCAACAGAGCUGGCUUUUUUUUAUUUAUGACCGAAAUACGGAAAUAACUAUGCGGUAGAGUUUCAGUGGGACAAUAAUAAAGGAAACACAAAACCGCUUCCGGACCGUAUUGGAGGUAGCACACAACAACGAGUUCCUCCGCUGCUAGCGAGUUAAGCUAAUCUUCACAGCCACUUUUGCGCUGAAAUUUAGUUUGCUUUUCGUUAACUUCGAAUGUCGAGUUAUGGAGAAAAAUAAGAUAUAUAAUAUGGGACCAGCAUUAUAAAGACAACAAGUGGCCAACAUGUCCUCUGAGGAUGAGACCUCCUCUCCUUCUCCUCCCUCCUCAUCUCAAAUGCCCCCGCCCUCCUCUCACUACGUGGGGAAGAGGGAUGACAUCAUCAGAUGCGGUCAUGUCACCAAGCUAGUCAAUGGAUGCAGAGACGUGCUAGUCCUCUACCACGAGGGGAAGUUCCACGCCAUGGACAUGCGCUGUUACCAUGCAGGUGGAGCAUUAGAGCAUGGAGACAUUGAGGAGUUCAAUGGCCGGGCGUGUAUCGUGUGUCCGUGGCACAAGUACAAGAUCACGCUAGCGGAAGGCGAAGGGCUCUAUCAGGCCGUGGACAACCCAACCGUCAAACCUCUGAGGACACAUUGGCGCUCCAAGGGUGUCAAGCAGAGAAUCCACAAGAUCACAGAAGUGGACAAGGACGUGUAUGUCACGCUGAACGACUCCCAGGAGGCGGUGGAAUCGGACUACUACCAGACGGGGAGAUACAGGGCCAACUUAUGCAAGGUUCAGGUCAAGAAAGUCCACUGACAGACACAAUAAGGGAUGUCUUGGAUGUGUCACUUCACAUCAUUUCCAAACUAUUCACUUAAAUCCUAAAUGUUUGUUUUUAAGGUGUCCCAAUCGCAACUGAGUAGGUGUGGUCAGGGGUAGAAUAAGAAUGCCAAUUUACCAUAUACACAAUCUUGGGAUUUAUAGUCAUUUAUUAAAAGACACUUUCAGACUGCACUCGAAAAAUAAAUGUUUAGCCUCAACAACAAAAAAUCAACGCAACAGUUUCCAUUAGUCUUUCUUAGUUACGACAACUUAAUUUGAAAUUGCUUUGAACCAACAAACAAUAUUGCAUUGCACAAAUUAGCGUUUCCUCUUGCCUAAUGCUUACUGAAUAAUUGUUGUCAUAGGGACAAGUUUUUAAGUUCGUAACUCAAGGAAAUAUGUUAAGUCAACUGACUUAAUCAUUUUAUUCAAAGUAGUUUAAUUUGUUGUCUACUUAAUUAUAAUAACAAUGCACACAGCUUUUUAAGUAGCAGUAACUUAAUAUAUAUACUGUGUGUGUGUGUGUGUGUUAUGUUACCAAGCUAAUUUUAUUAAGUCAUGGCAACUUGAAUUUUGUUUUAAGCUUACCAACAAUAAAAUUUGAGUGUAUAUGACAUUCUAAAUUAAGUUCAUGUAAUAGCCAACAUUAUUAUUUGAACAUAACUUAAAAAAUAAAGUUAGCAACUUAGAAAGUUUAUCUAAAUCAAUUAAUUACAUUUUUUACAUUGCAUUUAUGUAUUAAAUCAAGUGGUGUCAACAGAUACUCUGAAUUACUUUUUAGAGUGUGUGAUAUUGCAAAGCAAAUAUGGUAAUGUCUACAAAUUGAC
Doryrhamphus excisus (bluestripe pipefish) is the source of this 2009-nucleotide messenger RNA. Lineage: Eukaryota; Metazoa; Chordata; Actinopteri; Syngnathiformes; Syngnathidae. The record is from RefSeq and is a predicted model, not a curated record.